UAGGCUGGGGGACAGGGGCAGGGUGGGAGAGGACUAGGGAUCCAGAGCACUCCCAGCACCCCCAGGCAGGGGGCAUGGCUGCACCCAGGCCUUGACCUCAGCUGACCCUGAGAGCCCACAUGGGGCGUGGGGUCUAAUUUUAGCUCCAGCCGCAGGGCCCACAGCCCAGGAGUGCUUGCCAGUGGGCACAGGGGCAGCCAGGGCUACUGAGGGGCUGCUGAGGCAGGGGGAGGAUUGGGGAGGCCAGCCCCACUUCUGUCCAGCCCCGCACCCUGGCCAAGCCACCUCCUGUGAGAGCCCUGACGGGUCCCCCAUGGCCUGGCAGACUGCCCGCCUCUCCGCUGAGGCCAAGGUCAGGGGGUGCAGCCAGGAGGGCAGAAGGACGUGGCCUUGCAGUGUGGUCAGGGAUUGCAUCAGCCUGAGCAGUGCCCAGGGGCAGGGGGCCUUGCUGGGGGGGGCAAAGCCUGGCUUGUUUGUCCAAAGGCCAAGGAAGCAGAUUCCUGACUGCAAGAAGGCAAGGCCAGAAAGCCGGGUCCUCCCCGGCCUCCCGGUGCCUGGCUGGUGGUUGCGGUUUGACCUUACACAGGCAGCCUGUUCUCAAUGGGCCUCAGUCUUCCCAUCUGUACAAUGAAGGCACCGAACUAGAAGGCCGACUCCAGCUCCAGCGGCUCACCCUCAAGCCCCUGCUCCUCCUGCUUCCCCCAGCCCUGGCUGUGGGUGGCCACAUGCAGUCGUGGAGAAGAAAGGCCCUCUGGCUGGCACUGUUGGCCUCUUGGCUUCUCGUCCUCCUGAGAGUCUUCCCCCUUCUCCGCCUGGCAGUGCCUGCCAGACCUUGGGCAGGUGCCCCCCAAGGCUGGCCCCGCUGGCUGGAUGCAGAGCUCCUGCAGAGUUUCUCACGGGCUGGGGAGCUCCCAGAAGAUGACCCUCAACCUCCUCAUGCCCCCCGUGGUGGCGGCCACUGUGACUGGGGAGCUUGCUUUAAUGUCUCCAAGUGCAGGGGUGGUGGCCUCAAGGUAUUCGUGUCCCCCGUGGCUGGACCUAUCUCUGACACUCAGCGUGGGAUCCUGGCUUCCAUUGAGAGCUCCAGCUACCACUCAGUCAGCCCUGAUGAGGCCUGCCUCCUCCUCCUCCUCGGCCCCGAAGCCCCGGCUGGAGAGUGCAGCCCGGUGCCCCAGCAAUGGAAUGGGGGAAAGAACCAGCUGGUCCUCAGUCUCCACCCAGCCCUCUGCCCCCAGACCUUCCCACCGGGACAGGCGAUGGUAGCCAAGGCCAGCCCCGCGGUGGACACCUUCCGGCCUGGCUUUGAUGUGGCCCUGCCGCUUCUCCCUGAAGCCCACCCAUUGCGAGGUGGGGCACCUGGUCAGCUGCGACAGCACAGCCCCCACCCCGGGGUGCCCCUGCUAGCCCUGGCAGAGGAGAGGGGCGGGUGGCGCGUGGCAGGCGCUGACUCCCCUGCCUGCCCCUGGGACGGGCGCUGUGAGCAGAACCGUGGACCCGAGCAGACCCCCCUUGGGGCAACGCUACCCAAUGCCACCUUCUGCAUCAUCCCUGGCCACCGUCCGGAAGCCUUGCACUUCUUCCAAGCCCUGCAGGCUGGCUGCAUCCCUGUGCUGCUCAGCCCUCGGUGGGAGCUGCCGUUCUCCGAAGUCAUCGAUUGGACCAAGGCCGCCAUUGUAGCAGACAAGAGGCUCCCAUUUCAGGUCCUUGCUGCCCUCCAGGAGAUGCCCCCCACAAGGGUCCUUGCCCUGCGUCAGCAGACCCAGUUUCUGUGGGAUGCCUACUUCUCCUCAGUGGAGAAAGUCAUCCACACCACUCUGGAGAUCAUUCAGGACCGGAUCUUCGGAGCAUCUGCUCACCCUUCGCUACUGUGGAACAGCCCCCCAGGCGCCCUCCUGGCCCUGCCCACGUUUUCCACAAGCCCCUCAGACUUCCCAUUCUACCACCUACAACGGGGCUCUCGGCCUGUGGGCGGGUUCAGCGCCCUGAUCUGGGUGGGGGCCCCAGGCCAGCCCCCGCUGAAGCUCAUCCAGGCAGUGGCAGGCUCCCAGCACUGUGCCCAGAUCUUGGUUCUCUGGAGCAGUGAGAAGCCACUUCCACCCAGGUGGCCCAAGACAACAGUGCCCUUGACAGUCCUGGCCGGGCAGAGGAAGGGGGAAAUCGAAGUGCAGAGAGCUGCAGCGAGUUCCAGGUCCCAAUUCCAGGCAGCCAGGCUGCUUCCACUGCCCUGCCUUCUACACCACGUGUGCAGGGGCUCCGCACAGCAGGUCAGUGAUCGCUUCUUCCCGCACCGAGCCAUCAGCACUGAUGCCAUCCUCAGCCUCGAUGCACACAGCAGUCUUACCACAAGUGAGGUGGACUUUGCUUUUGGAGUGUGGCAGAGCUUCCCUGAGCGGAUGGUGGGCUUUCUGACGUGGAGUCACUUCUGGGAUGAGGCCCAGGGUGGCUGGGGCUACACGGCUGAGAGGGCCAACGAGUUCUCCAUGGUUCUCACAUCAGCUGCCUUCUACCACAGGUAUUAUCACACCCUCUUCACCCACUCCCUGCCCAAGGUUCUGAGAACCCUGGCAGAUGAAGCACCCACCUGUGUGGAUGUCCUGAUGAACUUCCUAGUAGCAGCUGUCACCAAGCUGCCCCCUAUCAAGGUGCCCUAUGGGAAGCAGCAUCCAGAGGCAAGGCCUCCACUGGUGAGGAUCCAGGCGCCUGGGGCCUCGGAACAGCAGCCGCCAGCCCAGGACUGCAUCAAUCAGAUGGCAGCGGAGUUUGGCUACAUGCCCCUGGUUUCCUCUCGCCUCCGUCUGGACCCAGUACUCUUCAAAGACCCCGUGUCCGUACUCCGCAAGAAGUAUCGCAGCCUGGAGAAACCCUAGGAGAGAGCGGCGGAGGCCCCAGGCCUGCUCCCAGGGGGCACUGCAUCUGCGGGGGUGGGGGUGGGGGUCGGCGGCCCCCAUCCGUGGCACAUCUGGAGAUCCAAUCAAGGCUGCCAAUUAGCCAACACGUCAGACCCCUAUUGCCCAAUCAGCCAUUGCGCCCCGAGGCGCGGGGGCCUCCCGCACCCUCCAGGCCGCUGCUGGGCAGGUCACAGGUGCAAAGCGCUUGCUCUGGCUGUGCCGCAGCCAUCGCUCACCCUUGGCGGGAGUGCCUCUCUCCGCUCCCCCGUGGGAGCUAAUACUUGUCUUUCAGAUCUUCGCCUCCUCCACGGGCUUGCCUGACCCCCAUCCCCGACCCGGAUCCUCUGCGCUUUCACAGUCGGGUGUUUCUCACUGUUCAUGCUGCUUUGCAAGGUACAUGGUCAGGCCCCAGGACUAGCCUGGAAGCCCCCGCGGCGGGUGGGGCAUGUCCUCUCCUCUCUGGCCUGGCAGGUGCUUCACCAAUAUUCGAUGAAUAGACGACACCAGCUGCGUACCUGGCCCUGUGCCGCGGUCGGGAAUGUGGACAGGUGCCGAGCGAGACCGAACUCUACCCCCCACCCCCGGGGUUCCUAGUCUGGCAGUGGCGCAGCUGCCCACAGAUGCCUGCAUUGGCAGGCGCGAUCUUCGCACAAAGAGGCGCCGAGAAGCCAGUUUCGGGGCUUCCUUCCCGGUCGGGCCGGGGAAUUGGGCCUGGGGCGGGAGAGGGUGCGAGCGCCAGCGCCGGCCUCGGUUCUGCACUACCAGCCGCGACCACUAGAGGUCAGCGCCGCACCGCGCUCCCUCCUCCCGGAAAGGGACUGGAGCUCUAAACGCCCCCCUUCGGUCAAGGGGUGACCGGGCAAGGGGAUGUCGUGUUGGUGGGGUGCAGCCUGAGGUCUGAAAAACCGACGGAGGAAUUUGAAAGAACAGCCCCACUCCUUUGGCCCACGUUCUCAAGACUAAGAAGCCAUUUCUAGGUGGGCUGGGUGGGAGAUGGGGUUGUCGGGGGUGCCCUGGCCGUGACAGUUGAGUGGGGGGAAGGGAUGCUGGGUUCUCCAGGGUUCAUCCACCUGGAACUGGAAUUAUCACUUCCGAAAUAAAGCGUGUGUCCUUGCCCCUCACGCUAGCUCGAGCUAUAAAUACCCCCACAGCAGCUGCACGGGGGAGGGGGAACUCAGGGCUCGCCUGGGAAUGGGGUGACUCGAGAGAGGUGGGGAUGAUGGGGCCAGUCCAGGUCCAGGGUGUCAGGUGUUUUCCUGCUUUGAUGGCCUCGAAGCUUUGGAAACUCUCGUGACUAGCUCACUCUGGCUGGUCAGAACAUGCUGUCCCCCAGGGCUUCUCUGAAGCCUCCCACCCCAUCCUCCAGCUUGACCUCUGGCCGCUGGGUGACUCAGGUCUCAGGUCCUUCCUGGAACCAGUCACAGCUGGGGUGCAGAAAGGACUCUCUUGGGAGUCAUGGGGCUACUUGAGAUGGAGGGGCUCCUGGGAGUUAGGAGGGAAGACAUUCUGGCCCCGGGUCAAGAACAGUUGGAGGUGGGUGAGGAAGCACACAGCUGUGGCCCAGGCAGCCUUCCCAGGACGGGGAGGGCUCUGAGUGCCAGGUCCAGCCAAGAGAGAGGCACCCUUCCCCUUCGCACUCAUGGCUUUGUCACCCAGACACCGAACUGCCUCAGCGGGCCCUUACCCGUGGAGGGCACUGCCAGCCCAAGGGCUCGCACUGGACCAACAUGCAGCCCAGAGGGUUUUCAGCUCCUGCUGUAGAGGGAGGCCUGGGUGACUGAGGCAGAAACCCUAGACCUGCUUCACAGUGGCUGUGUGACUUCAGACACUCAGCCUCUCUGAGCUUUGGUGUUCUCAUCUGGAAAAGUGGAGCACUGCAAUGAGUGUCUCUUGAGAGGGUGUAAGGAUCCAGGCUCCUGGGGCCUGCAGGGGAGAAGGGCACUUCCCCAGAGAUUGGGGUGGAAUAGAACACAGCUAGUGGCAGUCCCCUGCCUCGCACUCCCAAGCCACAUGACUUCCCACAGAUGUUGAGGGGCUGAAGAGCCCACUGACUUGGCUCACAGGUAAGCCUGGAUGAUGAUGCUGGAAAGGCGAGGUUAUUUCAUAGAUGGGAAGAGAGAGGUUCAUGGGGAA
Nyctereutes procyonoides (raccoon dog) is the source of this 5021-nucleotide messenger RNA. RefSeq names its product exostosin like glycosyltransferase 1 (gene EXTL1). NCBI's taxonomy places the organism in Eukaryota, Metazoa, Chordata, Mammalia, Carnivora, Canidae. Gene Ontology annotation, molecular function: glycosyltransferase activity. Bases 726 to 2867 code for a protein of 713 amino acids. Gene Ontology annotation, cellular component: membrane. The transcript is spliced from 12 exons. The record is from RefSeq and is a predicted model, not a curated record.